AUGUUUAAACAGCUGCUUCGAUCUAAGGUAUCGUUUGGAAUGCUAUUCUACGAUGUACACGCAAACCUCAUCUACAUUCUAGAAUACAACUCUCGACUACUCCAUACUCGUCUUCUACACGUUGCAGUCCCGAAUCCAACCUCUGACAUUCAGACACCCUCCCAAUCAUCCUCCCAAUCAUCCUCCCAAUCAUCCUCCCAAUCAUCCUCCCAAUCAUCCUCCCAAUCAUUCUCCCGUCAACCAUUCUCCCUCAACAUUUCUUCAUGCUUCGCAUGCUCAUUCUAUACCCACCGUUACAUUCACCUCUACAUUCACACUACACACACUACAAACACACUAAACUCACGGCUUGGUUCGACCCCAACACCAUCCUUUUCAUCCUCCAACUCUAUAUAUCCCUCUGACCCGUAA
Molecule: messenger RNA, 411 nt
Organism: Debaryomyces tyrocola
Lineage: Eukaryota; Fungi; Ascomycota; Pichiomycetes; Serinales; Debaryomycetaceae
Source: the annotation of a GenBank genome assembly